Messenger RNA from Hibiscus syriacus, 773 nucleotides. Its product is annotated as protein CURVATURE THYLAKOID 1B, chloroplastic-like. NCBI's taxonomy places the organism in Eukaryota, Viridiplantae, Streptophyta, Magnoliopsida, Malvales, Malvaceae. Gene Ontology annotation, cellular component: thylakoid; chloroplast thylakoid membrane. Bases 67 to 630 code for a protein of 187 amino acids. The record is from RefSeq and is a predicted model, not a curated record. The transcript has 6 exons.
GUAUAAUAUCCAUCACAUGAUUUCCAAACCGAACCUGCUUCAUUUCUUCCAUUUCUACCACAAGACAUGGCUUCUGCUUCCUCCACUGCACUAUCACUCUCUUCCUCCUCUACCUUCGUUGAUGCCAAGGCUUUAGCUCGUCAAAAACCUCUUGCUUCAUCCCCACAAUGUAUCACUCUUCCUCCUCUCACCUUUCAGUCCCAGAUUCGUCUCUCCGAGAACACUGCUUACUUUCGAAAGAUGGCACGGAAUGUGGUGGUGGCUAUGGCCACAAGCACUGAGGCUUCAACGGAAGUGGCAGCAACAGCAACCGAGACUCCAACGGAACUGGUAACAACAACAACAACCGAGACAACGGAGAUUACCAAGAUAGUUCAAGAAGCCUGGGAUAAAGUCGAGGACAAGUAUGCUGUGAGUACACUUGUUUUUGUCGUUAUAGUUUCCCUAUGGGGCUCUACUGGAAUAGUCUCGGCAAUUGACAGGCUUCCUUUGAUUCCUGUCAUUCUGGAGCUCGUUGGUAUUGGUUACACCACGUGGUUUGUAUACAAGAACCUUAUUUUCAAACCAGACAGGGAUGCUCUGUUUCAGAAAAUAAGCGACGCAUACAAAGAAAUAACAGGGAGCAGCUGAGAAUGAUGCUGAGAUGAGGUGUUGCAGGGCAUCAACUUGUGGGAGCUUAGUUUGCUUCCUUUUGUUAGCACAAAUUUUCUGACCAGAAUAAGACAAUGUGUUUUGGUAUUUUGUGAUGAGCAAAUUGAAAUGCAUGUAUAUUU